UGUUCCUCAGUCCGUUCCCAGCGCCGUCACUCACGAUGCCAUUCCUCACCAACAAAGCAACAUCGCCGCCGCUCUCCUCACCGCUCACUCGUCGCUCACUGUUCGGCGUUGUCGACGAUGCCGCUGUCCUAACUGCCAGGACACUUCGCGAGACGCUUCAGCUGCCAAAGAGGGAACACGUGUGCCAUGUUCCAGGAUGUGGCAAGCUCUACGCCAAGACUUCUCACCUCAAGGCACAUCUGCUCUCGCACAGCGGAGAACGCCCCUUCGUGUGCCACUGGAUCUUCUGCAACAAGGCCUUCACUCGAUCCGACGAACUUCAGCGCCAUCUCAGAACGCACACCGGUGAAAAACGUUUCCAGUGUGAAGAGUGCGGAAAACGUUUCAUGCGUUCUGAUCAUCUGAACAAGCACGUCAAGACGCACGAGAACCGACGCGCCCGUCUUGCUUCUGCUUCUCCUGCCGAAGGUGACGACGUUGACGUGGAACUGUGUGACGAUGAGGAGUUUCUCUCCGUUACUCUGCCAGACUCUCCUAUAUCAGAAACAGAAGCUGAUCACGAAAUGCAGAUGCACACCAUCAGUCAGUUUUUAUAAUCCUAUUGGGAUAUUUAGUUGACGAAAAAAAGAAAGGUGAACCUGUAGAUAAA
Messenger RNA from Penaeus vannamei (Pacific white shrimp), 649 nucleotides. NCBI's taxonomy places the organism in Eukaryota, Metazoa, Arthropoda, Malacostraca, Decapoda, Penaeidae. The record is from RefSeq and is a predicted model, not a curated record.